Molecule: messenger RNA, 5289 nt
Organism: Bipolaris oryzae ATCC 44560
Lineage: Eukaryota; Fungi; Ascomycota; Dothideomycetes; Pleosporales; Pleosporaceae
Exons: 3
Coding region: 1-5289 (1762 amino acids)
Biological process (GO): carbohydrate metabolic process
Source: RefSeq, a predicted model, not a curated record
AUGGGUUUUGACAACGACAAAUAUCCUCUUCCGGCUCCUACUGAAUCUUCGACUCUUGAUUCCGCAGACGAAUCCAUCCACAUUGACGACAUUGACACCAACGUUUCUACAAACGUUUCCAACCGCACCGACAGAACCUCCUACUCUGUUCCCGACGACGGCACUCCCAUUACCAUCAACACCACCACCCCUACCAAGCCCCACGGCGGCGGCACCCUUCACAAAAAGUUUCCUUCGCAGACAUCGCUGCUGAUUGAGUACUUUGACACAGGGUCGACCGACGGACAGGACCAACGACGUGCAAGUGUACGCGUACGGAUCACUCCUUCCUCCCGCAAGUCCAAGAAAAGCCUCGCGAACGAUCACAUUCAGAUCUCCCAAGCCUCUCGCAACCAUCGUAAGCCCUCCUCCACCCGGCGCAUCUCGCUCGCAAGUGAGUCCCGUGACGAGCUUAUCGAUACCCGCAGCGUUGUUUUUUCCGAUAUCUCGGCCCUCCCGCCCGAGGGCACCUCGUUUCUGCCCAGCUUCGCCGACGACGAAGACAGCGACGGCGGCCGCUACAUACCUGCUCCAUCCGACAUCUCGUCUAUGCCCACAGACAGCAUGACGGGCGCUACGGAAAUUCUCCCCCCAGCCCGGCGAAGGAGCCGGAGCAUUGAGCGGGAUGCUGUUACCGACUCAAUGGUUUCCGAGGCCAUCAAGGAUACCUUGAAAGCCCCCAGAGAACAACGCAGCAGGAGCCUAAGCAAAGAUCGCAUCACUCAGCGCGUAAUGGAAAAACUCCAACAGCAGGCUGCCGAAGGCAACCUCUCCUCCAAAUCUAAAGAAAGAUCCUCAAAGUCGAGAGAAACCUCGAGACGGAGAGACGAUGACCUCUCCUCGUCGCGCAAGUCGCAUCGAAGGAGAAGCAAAGACGUUGAACGUGUUGGUGGCGUUAGUGGUACCGAAUCCAGUGUGCUCUCAUCAAACAUUGACCGCCGCUCUGUCGUUUCUGGAACUUCCUCCAUCAACAACCCAAAACUGCUCGCUACAGUCGAGGAUGCCAUCAAGCGAUUGAUCCUUCCCGAACUGAAUGCACUCAAAGAAGAGAAUCGCACAUCGCGGAAUGUCGACAAAUUUGAGCGCUCCAACCGCGACAGCACAACUCUGUAUGAGCCCGCCGAGUCUACCAGCUCGCGCGACCCCUCCAAGCGACGUGUGUCCAAAUCAUCCAGCACACCUAAGCUACACAGCAACAAACCCAAGGUCACUCUCAAUAGAGACAACGAUGACCCUGCAAUCACACUGACCGGCACAUCAAGCCGUAAGAGUGAUCGACGAUCUAGCCGAAGCUCCAUCUCGAGCUUUGCGGAGUCGACUACUAGAGAGGAAAAGUCCCACCGGAGAAAGAGUAGGGACAAGGAGGGCUUGUCUCAGCGGGAAUCGGCCCUACUUUCGCUUGCUGGAGCUGGCCUCACCACGGCCGCUCUAAAGCAUCACACAUCACGUGAAGAAAAAGAAGAAGAACGCAAACACCGAAAACACCGCUCCUCUCGCAGCAUCAGAAGUAGGUCGGAAAGCGUGUCCGAUAGUUUGCAUGAGGAAAAGCAACCCAAAGAGCUCGUUCCACCACUACCUUUCAAUCAGAGUGAGAUGAUAGGAGGAUCUGAGCUCACUCGAGAUUCUAUUCUCUCUGCUGAGACUGAGACCAAGGAGAGACCGGAGUCAAGAUCAUCUGCAAGCACUGGAAUUUCGGGAACAGGUGCCGAGACUCCUCUCCGACAAGUCCCUCGAGGUUUCGCCUCGCCUUCACCGCUCACGCCAAGUCGCACUCCCAAUGCUUUGCCACAAAAUCUUGGUUCAGCCCACAGCAAUCGCUCUACUGGCGAUGUUCGUCAGUCCACUCCAAAGAGCGAGCGCAGCUAUACCUCACGACAGAAAGAAGCCAAUGAUGCAGGUUUAUCAGCUGCUGCUGCGGCCAAAAUCCGUGCGAUUGAACAGUCUCAGUCUCAAGUGUCAAAGUACGAGAUUGAGAGUGACACGCAGUCGGGGCGUGGCGUCAGCCCGAUCCAAAGCGAGGCUAGUUAUCGUGGCGACACUACCAACACUGGUUCUCCCCGAAGAUUUCACUCCAUUCGUAGCGGGCCAUCUGUAUCAUCGCUUGGUGACCAUUUCGAACGACGACAGUCUGGCCUUUCCAUCGCUUCGUUGGAUUCAACAGCAAGUACAAAAGCUGCGCGAACUCGCAAACGGCCGCAAGGUGUCACCCUCGAGAGCAAGAAAUCCAUACUCAACGAGCCAAGUACUCCUACCGACACCAAGGAGUUCUUUGAACGUAAUCAUAAGAAGAACGAGCAAUAUCGGCGUGAACUGGAGGAAAAUCCUCUGACUCCACCACCCGUGAAUUAUAACCGCCUGACCCAGUACACUGAUGACAGCGUGGGAGGACCCGAUCUCAGCCUCGACCGGGAUCCGAAACUGGCCCAAGACAUCCGCAAAGUUGGCUCGAUUCCUGAAUACAUUCACACUCCACUCGCCGUGGAAUCUGCUGUGGCCUCCCUGUACGACCAAACUGAACUCAGUGUCCGCUCUUCAAAGGCGUCAAGCCCACUGAAGAAAAGCACGCUAUCUCAAGUUAGCACCAAUCCUGCUUACGUACAGACUGACAAUGUACCCGCUGGUCAGAGAUGGGCUGCAAUUCGCGACAAGGCUGAAGCAAUGUCACAAGGGAACAAAGUCGAAAACUCCCCAAAACAGAGCAUUCCUCGCGAGAAUUCUCCAAGGCAGAGUAUCGCCGAAUCGGAGGACGCCGAAUCGAUUGAUGAAGCACCUCGGAUGCAUCACAGUGCCUUCCCAACAGGUGAAGAUGACAUGCCUGAAAUUGGAUAUGGUAUGGACGACCAGUCCGACGUAACGACCAAUCCCUCAAUCAUCCAAGGACCUAUCGGAGGAGGAAAAGGCUACCGCGACCGCACUGAUGAGCUGCUUGAUAUGCAAGAGGAGCGAGAACGCACACCUACCUCGUUCUCCAAGGGUGCUCAUCUCCAGCGGCAUGAACAGCCAAGCCCAGCCACUUUUGAUGAUGAGCGCCAGCCCACCGUAGAAGAUGACUAUGAUCAUCCCUAUCCAGGUGAGACACAAUACGAGCAGGCAGGCUACGCGCAAAGUACGCGCACUCCUUUGUCAGGCCAAACCGGCUGGAAAGACGAGGGUUACCAGUCGGCUAACCAUGGUGAAGGCUACACGCCUCAAAACCGCAAAUAUUCCAAGAUGUUUGAGGAUGAUGAUUAUGGCGACGAUUACGAUGGUAUGGCCCUCGGAGAAGAUGCGUUUGGUGCGCCUAGAGGCAAACAUGACCGACAAGUCAGUGGCAACUCUCAUGGCAUCGACUCACCACUCUACGACGCGGCUACCGGCAAGGGCAUUGACCAUAUCCAAUCCAAGGAUAUCGUUGCGCUCAUGGAUCACCUUACCGUUCGCGAUGCCCAGCGCAAUGCUCGUGACACCGAGAUUUUGGUCACACUUGUUCGUAGCGCGGCUGAGAUGCGCACUCAGUUGGACGACCUGAAGCAGUUCAUCAAGGUUCAAGACAAUAUGAUUAUGAACACGACUGACAAGCGAGUCAAUCUUGCUGAACAAAGAAUUCUCGGUGGCCCUCGUCCACAACCCGUUACACCACCUCGCUUCAACCGCAACAAUUCUGAGGAGGAGAUUGAGACUAAGAAGAAGAGCGUCUUUAGGCGUGCUCUGAAGGGUCUAAGCACUGGCAAAGGUGAUGGCGACAUCAAGCACAUUGAAGCCAUGCUGGUUCAACUGCUUGGUGAAGUCGAGGGCUUGAAGCAGGUCAAUCAACUGUCUCUAGACCAACAGCAGCAGCAACAGCAACAGCAACUACAACCCCCAGAAAGUGCUCGAACAAACAGUAUGACCUCGCUUGAUAACCGCCGACAGAGUGGUGACGCGGGUUAUGAGCCAGAGGGUCGCGCUAACACCGCGGAGUCGCCAAACCAGUCGGGAUAUUUCUCCAUUCCUUCUUCUUCCAGGCGUAUCCAGGAUCUUCACUCUGGUUAUGACGUCGGUCCAACAACCCGUAUUAGCACGGUGCGAGAAGAAAGUGACGAGGAGUAUGAUGAACGUUCCCCAGGAUACGAGAAUACGGAGCGAAUGACAACACCGACCCAAGAAGCUUUCCAGGAGAAGCGUGCAUCUCUUGGCACCCCACCACAAGCUUCGAGGGCAGCACGAGACUCACGAGACUCGCGAGAACUGCAGAGCCAGGAGAACACGCCAAAGCGCAAGCACAAGUCAAAUUCCUCAUCAAUUUUUGGCAUACCCAAGAUUUCGCGAUGGUCCAAGACAACUGCCUCGACCAACCCCGAAAGCCUGCCGCGCAACAGUGGAUCUGGAGACAAGCGACCUUUCUCCGCUCAUUCAAUCCACUCCAGGUCGUCUUCGCAAGAUGACUACUAUGAUGAGGAGGAGGAGGAGCCGUAUGCGCAGCACGCCGACGACAGGCUUCGUUCCAGCACAUCUCUCGCCAGAGAAGACCAGGGUUCCAUCCGCUCCGUUCGCUCUCCUUCGCCUCUCAUCCCAGAGGAGAAUGCGUACGAGAUGGAGGACCCCAAGUACCAGGCUCAUCGCAACUCGCUGAACCUGCAACAUCCUCAGCCACGACCUGGUCCUACUGGUCGUCAUCAAAAUAAUCUGGAGACUCAGGCGCAGAUCUUCCAGCCUACUAACCGUUCGAGCAUCAGUUCUCCUGAUUUCGAUCAAUGGGGCAGCAUGCCUUCGCUAGCUCGUAACCGCCUCUCUGGCAUGUCAGCUCCCCACGCCAGCAACCUUUCUCCGAUUUCAUCGGACGGUAGCUACAGCCAAGCUUCCGAGCACCAAAAUGGCUCAGCUCGCCAGCCCAAGGCUAUGGAUGAUGGACCACUUAUGCCUCCACAGCAAACCCUUGCUGGUUACGGCCAGACGAGGCAAAUGUACAGCUCGCCAAAUGAGUUUGGCAGUCAAGGUGCCUUGACACCACUCGCACCCAUCGCUGAGGUGCGUUAUUCGCUUGAGACCGACAGGGGCCACCGCAUGACACCCACUGCCUCGUCUCGCGCGAGCUCUGCAAGCCUCCGUACCAUGAGUGACUUGAGCACACCACAGCGCAAGAUCACCGGUCCUAGGGCCAUGGGAAGCAGGAGCCCACAGCCAAACAGCCCGCUCCAGCACUCAGAUACCGUCGUCCGAAGGAAGCCUAUUGAGGAUGACUUGGAGUCUCUCGAGAGCUACCGCAGCAGUCUCGACUCUGAGAUCUUCUAG